Messenger RNA from Archocentrus centrarchus (flier cichlid), 2637 nucleotides. RefSeq names its product protein-O-mannosyltransferase 1 (gene pomt1). Lineage: Eukaryota; Metazoa; Chordata; Actinopteri; Cichliformes; Cichlidae. Gene Ontology annotation, biological process: protein O-linked glycosylation via mannose. Gene Ontology annotation, molecular function: dolichyl-phosphate-mannose-protein mannosyltransferase activity. The record is from RefSeq and is a predicted model, not a curated record. Gene Ontology annotation, cellular component: membrane; endoplasmic reticulum.
UCCGAGCGGACUGAUUCAUGCUACCGAACGUCCGGCAGCAUUAAUCAAUCACCGCAAGCUUCGAGCGGCCGCUGCUCCAAAACCUUUUUUAUGCACAUCUUGAGUUCAAAGCACACACACGGGGACAAACUGAAGAAGCGGACGCCACAGCAAGGUGUCAGAGAUGCUACAGCUUCCCCUGGUGGUGACAGCCCAGGUCGACCUGCUUCUGGUGCUGGUCUCCUUGCUGGCCUUCUGGACCAGACUGAGCCAUCUCAGCUACCCCAAUGCUGUGGUGUUCGAUGAGGUGUAUUAUGGUCAGUUUGUGUCUCUCUACAUGAAGAGGGUUUUCUUCAUUGAUGACAGCGGACCACCUCUCGGUCACAUGAUCCUAGCCUUUGGAGCGUACCUGGGAGGAUUUGAUGGGAACUUUGCGUGGAACAGGAUUGGAGCAGAGUAUCCUAGCACUGUGAAUGUGUGGAGUCUGAGACUUCUGCCGGCCCUUUGUGGAGCUCUCUGUGUUCCUCUGAUUUACUUGCUGACUCUGGAGUUGAAGUUCUCUCACCUGUCUGCUCUGGGAGCUGCAGUGCUGCUCCUGCUGGAGAACUCUCUGAUCGUCCAGUCACGUUUCAUGUUACUUGAGUCUGUCCUCAUCUUCUUCGUGCUCCUGGCUUACUUUUCAUACCUGCGCUUCCACAAUGCCCCCAGCAGCUCCUGGUCCAGAUACAGUUGGCUGAUCCUUUCUGGUGUCUCCUGUGGUGCGGCUGUCGGGGUGAAGUACAUGGGCGUGUUCUCGUAUCUGCUACUGCUGGGCGUGGCCUCUGUGCACACGUGGAACCUUAUUGGAGACCGAACUGUCAGUCAUAUGAGUGUGUGUGUGCAGUGCAUAUAUAGAGUUGUGUGUCUGUUGGUGGUUCCAGUCUUGCUCUAUGUGUUCUGGUUCUACGUUCACCUGAGUAUCCUGAACCGCAGCGGACCACAUGACCAGCUGAUGAGUUCUGCUUUCCAGGCCAGCCUGCAGGGCGGUCUCUCCAGGAUCACUCAGGGUCAGCCUCUAGAAGUCGCUUACGGGAGUCAGGUGACUUUGAGAAGUGCUGUCUCCCAGCCAAUCCCCUGCUGGCUCCACUCUCACAAAGUCAACUAUCCAAUCAGGUAUGAAAAUGGGCGGGGCAGCUCUCACCAGCAGCAGAUCACCUGUUAUCCCUUCAAAGAUGUCAACAACUGGUGGAUCAUCAAAGACCCGGGCAGACAACAGCUGGUGGUCGACACUCCUCCUCGACCUGUCCGUCAUGGUGAUGUCAUCCAGCUGGUUCAUGGGAUGACGUCACGUUUUCUAAACAGUCAUGAUGUAGCAGCUCCCAUGAGUCCUCAUGCUCAGGAAGUCUCUGGAUACAUCGACUUCAACGUCUCCAUGCUGGCACAAAACCUGUGGAGGGUGGAUAUCUCAAACAGGGAGGUGGAGUCUGAGGUGUGGAAGACGAUCCUAUCCGAAGUCCGACUGGUUCAUGUCAACACCUCAGCUGUCCUCAAGCUUAGUGGUGUGCCCCUUCCAGACUGGGGUUACCGACAGUUGGAGGUUGUAGCAGAGAAACUGUUCAAAGUUCACAGCAGCAGUUUGGGAUGGACGGUGGAGGAGCACCGAUAUGGAACCAGUAUGAGGCAGAAGGAACGGGAAGCGGAGCUUCACUCUCCAACUCAUAUCGAUGUUGACAGAAAAAUUUCUUUCUGGGCAAAGUUUGUUGAACUGCAGUUGAAGAUGCUGUGUGUGAAACAGGAAGAGUCUGAGCACAAAUACAGCUCCUCCCCCUUAGAGUGGAUCACCAUGGAAACCAACGUUGCAUACUGGCUACACUCCUCCACUAAGUAAGCUCAGAUCCAUCUGAUUGGCAACCCCGGGUUUUCAUGGGGCGUGGCCAACCUCAGCCUGCUGGCCUAUCAGCUGAUGGCAGUUGUCUACCCUGUUGAGGAGGAGACGGGGCUUCAAGAUGUACCUGAUGGUGUGUGGGACCAGUUUGUGUCUGGGUGUGUUUGCGUUGGUGGCUGGUUGGUGAAUUUUGUUCCCUUGCUUAUGGACAAAACUCUGUUCCUGUAUCACUAACUGCCAGCCCUCUGCUAUUUAUAUGCGAUCCCCUGCGCUGUGGAGCACGCCCACACUCACCUGCUCAGCAGCGUCACACACCAGCGUGCAUUGUGUGUAUGCGUUGGCGUGUUUGCUGUUCAUCUUCCUGUCGUACCGACCUUCUGCCCUCUAACCUACGGAAGCCAUGAACUGUCAGCCCAUCAGCUGCAAGGACUGAAGUGGAGGACCACGUGGGACAUCCUUACCGACGGAGGUAGAGAGAUAUGACAGGCAUGGAGAGGAGUUUGGAGUUGAAGGAAGAUGAACACAUUGCCAGGUGUGAGGUCAGAGGAGGAGGAGGAGCUUCAGUUCUCUGGCCUGAAGUCUCAGCCCCUGAUGCUAUAAUGCUGAUGACUGACACUGACUGAAGUCUGAACGCAAAAAAAAGCUGAAUCCAGGAAUAUGCCCUACUUCUUUUUGUGUUUACACUGAAGUGAAUCAGUGGACUGGACUCUGUGCACAUUCAUACUGAGCUGUUACUUGUGUAUAUUGUCAUGUUUCAUAUUGUAAUUUGCUUUGGUGUGAAAGGUUAGAGUUAC